CCUCCGCCUCCCAGUACCCUCAGCUCCCGGCCGGACCCUCCCUCCUUUCCACCACGUGUCCCUCCCUCCCUCUCUCCCGAAGGGGACGUGAGGACGGAUAAGAGGGAGAGGAUCCGUAGGACCGACGGAGGGAGAGGAGGAUGGUACCGUGACCCUCCCGACUUCGCCCCCACCUCUCCAGACACCCACUCUCACUCACGCCCACCCUCCCAACGUCCGCCCCCGCCCAGUGCGUGCUGUCUCGUCCUGCGCCUAGAGCCCCGCGCCCUGCGUCCUGCGCCCCGCGCCCUGCGUCCUGCGCUCCGCGUCCUGCGUCUUGCGACAUGGAGUCCACCACCUUCCCUCUUCCUUUUCCCCUGAAAGAAGAGGAAGAAGAAGAAGAAAUUCAGACCAAGGAAGUAGAAGAUGGACCCAUGGAUAUGCAGAGAGUGAGGAUCUGUGCAGAAGGUGGUUGGGUACCAGCCCUGUUUGAUGAGGUGGCCAUAUAUUUUUCUGAUGAGGAAUGGGAAGUUUUAACUGAGCAACAAAAGGCACUCUACCGGGAGGUCAUGAGAAUGAAUUAUGAAACCGUACUUUCCCUGGAAUUCCCAUUUCCUAAACCAGACAUGAUCUCUCAGUUGGAAGCAGAGGAAAGCCCUUGGGUUCCUUACCCUCAGAACUCUGAGGAAUGGAAACUCCAAGGAGGUUCUUUCACAGGGAAUGAAGAAUCUGAUCUAAAGCAUCCAGAAUGGACCCCCCCACUGAAUAUCUCUCCUCAUUUUCCCCAACCACAGCAUCUCGAAAACUUCGCUUUCCAUCUGCCCCAGGAUAUGCCAGAAAUGUCCGAAUGGCCUGAAGGGUACCCAUUCUUCAUGGCCAUGGGUUUCCCAGGGUAUGAUCUGGGGAUAGAUGACAUAGCAAGUAAGUUUCAGCUGAGUAGGGGUAUCCGCCGGAGCUACGAUGCAGGCUUCAAGUUAAUGGUUGUGGAUUAUGCAGAAAGUACUAAUAACUGCCAGGCUGCCAAGCAGUUUGGUGUGUUGGAGAAAAAUGUCCGUGACUGGCGGAAAGUGAAGAUGCAACUCCAGAAUGCCCAUGCAAUGCGACGUGCUUUCCGAGGCCCCAAGAAUGGAAGGUUUGCUCUGGUGGACCAGCGGGUGGCUGAAUAUGUGAGACAGAGACAGGCCAAAGGAGACCCAAUCACAAGAGAGGCAAUGCAGCUCAAAGCCUUAGAAAUAGCCCAGGAAAUGAAUAUUCCUGAAAAGGGGUUCAAAGCAAGCUUGGGAUGGUGUCGUAGGAUGAUGAGGAGGUAUGAUCUCUCUUUGAGACAUAAAGUACCUGUGCCCCAGCAUUUGCCUGAGGACCUGACGGAGAAACUCAUCACUUAUCAGCGUAGCAUCUUGGCCCUGCGAAGAACACACGAUUACAUGGUUGGGCAGAUGGGGAAUGCUGAUGAGACUCCAAUCUGUUUGGAGGUACCAUCUCGUGUGACUGUAGACAACCAAGGGGAAAAGCCUGUUUUGGUGAAGACCCCAGGCAGGGAAAAACUGAAAAUUACAGCAAUGCUUGGUGUCUUAGCCGAUGGAAGAAAAUUGCCUCCAUAUAUCAUUUUAAGGGGAACAUAUAUUCCCCCUGGAAAGUUCCCCAGUGGGAUGGAAAUUCGCUGCCAUCGCUAUGGUUGGAUGACGGAGGACUUGAUGCAAGACUGGUUGGAGGUGGUAUGGAAACGUAGGACUGGAGCAGUGCCGAGGCAGCGGGGGAUGCUGAUCCUAAAUGGCUAUCGAGGCCAUGCUACUGAUUCUGUUAAAAAUUCCAUGGAAACUAUGGAUACCGACAUGGUCAUCAUCCCAGGAGGCUUGACUUCUCAACUACAAGUGUUAGAUGUGGUAGUCUAUAAACCUCUGAACGACAGUGUGCGUUCCCAGUACUCAGAGUGGCUCCUCGCUGGCAAUCUUGCUCUCAGCCCAACUGGGAAUGCCAAGAAGCCUCCCCUUGGCCUGUUUCUAGAGUGGGUCAUGGUUGCGUGGAACAGCAUCUCAAGUGAUUCCAUUGUCCAGGGAUUCAAAAAGUGCCAUGUCUCCAGCAGCAUGGAUGAUGCCGACGUCCUGUGGGAAUUAGAGGGUGACUUGUCGGGAGGAGGUGAUCCCCCAAGAGAAGGUGAAGCUAACAGCAUGACUGAGAGCAACUGAAGCAAAAGUUAAGGUGAUACAUAAAUGAACAGUGCCUUUCUUAGCUGAUAUGUUCUUGUUUCACAAAUUGCCAUUCCCCUUAUGAUCUUCAGUGGGUAGAUGGUAGGCUAAGGACAUUUUCUCCUUUAUAUGGGGGGUUGCUGAAUUUUUUUUUAUUUCAUGCCCCAGGAGGACUUUUAUAAUCAAAAUGAACAAUAAGUAAACCACCAAAACAGAAGUCACAUUGAAAUAAAGCAUAUUGGCUAAAAACAGCAGAGAAUGUUAUUUAGUUAAAACCAAAAGUCUUAAUAAUGGAAACUUAUGAAAGCCAAUUUUUUUCCUCUCCUUUAAAAUAGAACUCAAGAAACUGUGAUAAAUUUAUGUUCUUUGGGUGUCUUAAAAAUACCACAAACUUUCAAAGGCUUGUGUAGAUGUCGGCAGAAAGCCAAAAUUUAGUUUGACUUCAAUGAAUAUGAAAUCUAUGCUUCAAUAACUGAAUUGAGUUAGUUUUCCCACAAUUAGGGGUCUUUUAUCUGUGAACUACUGCAGCUCCACUUGGGAAUCCCAUUUGGUAGUCAUGGAUUACGGAUUUCCUGUAUGCAUGGCACUAUGCAAGUCCCUCAGGGAUAUAGAAAAUUUAAAUAAAAACAGGGUCUUUGCUUCUUGAGAGCUUACUGAAUAACUAAUCCAAUCGCUGUUCUCUAAAAUAUUUUUAAAAAUCAUUUUGUUAAUCACCACAGUGAUGUAUUCAAGGAACAGGUGUUGAAUAACAGGGAUUGCCUGUGAUUUACAGGUAUAUCUGAACCGACAAGCAAGAAAAAAGCAAGUUGUGACCAAGAGUUAUGUGAAAGGACUUUUUAAAUUCAAAGGUUGUUUUAAAUGUCAGGUAUUUUUCUUUUCAACAAGGGCAGCUAUGAGUUCAGGUUGAGAUUACAAAUCUUCAAGGAUUAUUUGAAUGAGGAAGAGCUGAAAUUCCAACAGGCAUUGACUUAAUUUUACAGGAAAUGGAGAGUAGGACACAGUGGGAGACUGCCCCCAGAAGGGUGAUUCUUAUUACCUUCUGAAAUAAAAGCAGAGAAGAAUUAUACUGAGACACAAUUUAUUGUGUUCUCGUCCCACAUCAGAACAAUUUGAAGCCAAGGACAAUCCCACUUUAAAGGGGAAUGAAACAAUAUUGAUACUUGAAAUGAUACUGAUAUAGUGAUACUUAUUAAACUUCUUCAGAUAUUCAAACUUGUCCUACUUGGUAUCUCCAAAUUAAAUACAGAACUAUUUCCACCUACAACUUCCCCCCCCCCCCCACUUUAAACUGUGUGGAACAGUAACCCAUUUACCUAGAACAGUAAAAUUUUAUGUCAGUGAACUAGUGAAAAUCGGAUUAUAGGUUUAGGGUAAGUGGUCUCUAGACCCUUAAAAGUUCCAGGGGGAGAUAUCUGGCUUUUUAAAAAACACUUUUGGAACUUUUGUUCUUAUAUUAUUUAUCUAAAUAUGUACCAUAACACUGGUCUUGUAAGUUCAGUCUGUCUUGCCGUCAUCCUUGCUUUCCUCUUCCUGGGAGAACAUAUUCCUAGGAUUGUCAGACUCUGAAGCAGGUCUUGGUUCUUUCCUUUUCCUUUUAGUUGUAACUAAUUUUGGUCAUAAUUUUCUGAGAUGAUCACAGCAAUGACUAUCUAUCUUUGCACAACUACGAGACUUGAUAUCUAUUAGAUGGACAGGAUCCAUCCUUUCCCGGGGGUGAUUUAUAGUUAGACAAAGCAGAGAAUCAGGGUAUAUAUAGUGUCUUUGUUAAGUGUGAUUCAUGAGUUUUUCACCCAUCUAGACUUUUGUUAUUUCUCAUCACAUUUGCCAUUCUUUUCUUUGAAUUUAAGAAAACAAUGGAGGGGGAAGGGGGCAAAAGAGAGAAGAUGUUAAGAUGUGGAAGAAUUUUACCUUUUCCUACAGCACCAUUUUGAAGGUCUGACCAUGAUUUUUUAAGGAAAAAAAAAAAUCAUGAAGAACUUUGAUCGCAGUUUACUUUUCUUCCAAAACCAAGGACUGAUUUAUGCUUGGAUUCUCUCUUUAUUCCAGCAAGUGGAACUGUGAAUGGAAACAACUGAGGAAGAAUAUCCUCAGCAAGGUUCCAGGGAUGCAGAUGCACAGGAAACAUCAGGAAAAUGCCAAGUUGGUCAGAGAAGCCUGGUAAGAUGAGCCACAGGUGCAUCCCCUCCCAAGAACACAGCCCUUCCCCUCAGGAGAGACAUUUUCAUGAGCUUGGAUGUGGAAAAGAAAAACUGAGCUUCUGUCCUGUCUGUGGCACUGUCUUGAAGAUUAUUCUGUGUGCCCACCAGAAGCAGUCUGUAAAUAUCAUGGGUGACAGAGGCAUUUCAUGGAGAAAGGCCCAUUUGUGCAUCACCAGAAACAACACAUAGGAGACAAGCCCUACCACUGUCCUUUCUGUGGGGAAAACUUCAAUAUGAUUUGUUUUAUUCCGCCUUUGAGAAUGUUCCCCCAAUGCCAUCCCACAUAAGUCACAAGUGGGGAGGCAGUUCUGUAGAUGCAUGUAGUUAUCACUUAGGAUUUCUUCUUGAUAUGUUUUCCUCUCUUACUGGAAAAACCAGAUACUGUUAAUGGCAAGAUAAAGACAGACAUCCUGAACUGGUGCCAGCAGAUCAAAUGCUUCUAUAGGCGGUUAACUAGGUUAGGAUGGAAGAUAUAGGAUAAAAUAGAAUAUUCUGUACUUAUAUACCCUCCCAAAUUAGCAGGCAGCUAGACAUUUUCUAGUCUCAAACAUUGACUCCUGAGUAUUUUCUCCAUUAUAUUUAAAGCUAAGGUGGUAAUCAAUACGGAGGCUAUUCAGGCUGCCAGCAAUAGUUCCCAUAAAUUAUCUACUGUCUAUGAUACAAAGUCCAUUUUACUUCUCUGUUACUCAUUUUGCUAGUUUCUUUAAUAAGUGUUAUCUUUACAAGGGCAGUGAAGGGACUUGGACCUUUGGCCACUGCCAUUUGGGAACUUCAAUGUAACAACUCCACCUCUAUAAAAAGAGGUGGGAUUUUAUUUUUACAAUUUUUAGAGAUUUUCGUUCCCACUUAGUGGAGGUAGGAAAGCUUUUGUUUAAAGCUGUCUAUCCCCUCACCAACGUAUCAUGGACAAAGCUACAAUUAGAAAUGCUAAUUCAAUACCAAAUCAGUGUAUCUAAAUACCAGUUACCUUUUUCUUGCUGUUUUCUCAGCUCACUUUUCCACUGCUAGUAAACCGCUCUUGCCUUCCUAAAAUCCCUAUUUCUGACCAGGGACUCAGGUUCUCUACAGGGACAUAACCUUUCGAAUGCCUUUUUCACUUAUUUUUCUACCAGAACCAUGGUGGAUCCAAUUCAGUCUAACUUCUUUCUGCAGGAUAAACGACAUUUGACUAAAUUUCAUUAUCUUCCUUUGAACUGCAUUUUUGCAGAAGUGCUUCUCUUCCCUAGAAUAACUCUACAUUCCCCUUAACUCUGUUACUUGAACUGGCUUCCAGUUCCAAUCUCUUCCAUAUGUCCCUUCCAAUCUUAGCUAGUCUUGUCCCUUAUCCCCCCCACACACACUUUAUGUUACCCUAAAUCAUCUGUAAUUGAGAGGUUAUCUUGUACUGGGAGGGUUCAAGAAUUUUGUGACCUAAAUUUCAGGAUCAUGGGUUAGAGGUUAGCUAAUUUUUUUUUCCACUGGGAAAGCUGGGCAGUGAAUUUAAUCAGCACUUGUUUCAUUCUGUGAACAAUCCCUUCCAUUUCUUCAUUUGCAUCUUUUGGUGGUGGUUGUUCCAAAGUUAUGAUUUCCCUGGUGCAGGGGAUUGCCCCCAGGGCAGCUCUCUUUGCCAGUGCAGAUCUCAGAGAGUGACUUGCCCAGGUCGCACAGCCACAAUUGGCCAGCUCUCUACACCACACUGCCUCUCAUCUGCAUCUGACAGGGUGCAUCAUACCAUAGAAUUCUCCUAGAGUAACAGUUCUAAUGUCAGGGUUUCCCGGGGCUCACAUGUUCUUCCACUGAUUUAAUUAUGAUCUAUGCCUCAAAGCCCCAAUACUUUUACAGAACUAUUACUUAUAAUGACUGUAGCACAUAUUUGUUUUCCUGGACUCAGAAUCAAAGAUAGCUGAAAUAGAAGGUAGGUAGAAAUUAACCCCAACAAUAAAAUUUGAUAAUAAAAAUAAA
Molecule: messenger RNA, 6304 nt
Organism: Antechinus flavipes (yellow-footed antechinus)
Lineage: Eukaryota; Metazoa; Chordata; Mammalia; Dasyuromorphia; Dasyuridae
Gene: POGK
Product: pogo transposable element derived with KRAB domain
Exons: 5
Coding region: 324-2165 (613 amino acids)
Biological process (GO): regulation of DNA-templated transcription
Cellular component (GO): nucleus
Molecular function (GO): DNA binding
Source: RefSeq, a predicted model, not a curated record